Neurospora hispaniola is the source of this 3652-nucleotide messenger RNA. RefSeq names its product fungal-specific transcription factor domain-containing protein. The transcript has 6 exons. NCBI's taxonomy places the organism in Eukaryota, Fungi, Ascomycota, Sordariomycetes, Sordariales, Sordariaceae. The record is from RefSeq and is a predicted model, not a curated record. The coding region runs from base 277 to 3420 and encodes 1047 amino acids. Gene Ontology annotation, biological process: regulation of DNA-templated transcription; DNA-templated transcription. Gene Ontology annotation, molecular function: DNA-binding transcription factor activity, RNA polymerase II-specific; zinc ion binding; DNA binding.
GUACCGAGCACGGCGUAGCACGGAAACUCCCAGGUCCAGAGGUUGGGUAGUUCACGCCAAUAACUAACGAACCACGUCGAUCGCUUCGGCCCCCCUCCCUCCCCUCCCCCAGAAACAGCAACGCAACCACCGACACCAACAAGCGCAGCUCUUCCGACACUGAGCGCAACUAGUCUUCUCUCCCUGUUUCAAAACCCCAUCGACGAUUGCGUGACACCCGGCUUUCCUCGUUUCGCCUCGAGGAGGGCGCAGCGCAUCUCCCGUUACCAUACGCUAAUGGACCUGGACAUUGACACGGCCAAGGGAGCAACAAUGUCUGCGACAACGCCAGCGGAGAAGUCGACAACUGCUUCCGCCGCUCAGCAGCAGGAGCAGCAGCAGCAGCAACAACAACAACAAAGACAAUCGCAGCCGAGUCGACAACAAGCUCAGUCAAAGCAGCAACCUCCACCGUUGCAACCACACCCGCAGUUCAGCUCACAAUCGCCGACUCAGUCAAGACAGUCGCAGUCGCAGUCGCCAGCACCGUCGCAAGCGCAAUCUCAGGGUCAGCAGCCACCAUCGGCUUCGACAGCCACGGGCACAUCAACCGGCCAUAUGAGUUUCAGGAGACAACGAGCCUCUCGAGCUUGCGAAACUUGCCAUGCCCGUAAAGUUCGCUGCGAUGCCGCAAGCCUCGGUGUUCCGUGCACCAACUGCGUCGCUUUUUCCAUCGAAUGCCGCAUCCCGACGCCUAAACGCAAGAAGACUGCCGCGCAGAGCACCACCACUGCCCCUUCCAAGGACUCGGAUAGUGAGCGAGGAGACACCGAAGACCGGUCGCCGCGCCAGGCCGGUGCAAACAACACCUUCCCGGCUGGAACCCGACCUGCGGCGGCCUACCAUACCCAGGAGGGGACACCGACCACAUCUGUCAACGUCAAGGAACAGGCGAAAAGGGAAGAGUACGACAAUGCAACCCUGGCCAACUACAUGAACCUCGUCAUGAAGCCCAAGUUCACUAGGGCACCUAUCACGGAGGCUGGGAGGGUAGCCUAUAUGGGCGAGUCUUCCAACCUCAACCUUCUCGUCCACGACCGCCAAAGCGACUCGGACGUGGUACAUUAUCCUCUGCCGGAACAUGUACGGGGCAACAAGGCCAGGUUAUCAGAGCUGGAUAGCACCGAGAUCGAAAUCCUUCAUCAGCGAGGCGCGUUUCUGCUGCCACCACGGUCUCUGUGCGAUGAGCUCAUCGAAUCGUACUUCCAGUGGGUACACCCCAUAGUCCCCGUCAUUAACCGGACCAAGUUUAUGCGGCAAUACAAAGACCCCAAGAACCCGCCGUCACUGUUGCUGCUGCAAGCCAUGCUUCUUGCCGGUUCUCGAGUCUGCACCAACCCCCAACUGAUGGAUGCAAAUGGUUCCGCAGCACCAGCCGCUCUUACAUUUUACAAACGCGCUAAGGCCUUGUACGAAGCGGGCUACGAAGACGAUCGGGUUACCAUUGUACAGUCACUCCUCCUGAUGGGUUGGUACUGGGAAGGCCCCGAGGACGUUACCAAAAACGUCUUCUACUGGAGCCGUGUUGCUACCAUUGUCGCUCAGGGCUCUGGCAUGCACAGGAGCGUUGAGGGUUCGCAGCUAAGCAAAGCCGACAAGAGGCUGUGGAAGCGUAUCUGGUGGUCAUUGUUCACAAGGGACCGAUCGACAGCUGUCGCGCUUGGACGACCUUGUCAUAUCAAUCUGGACGACUCGGACGUGGAGAUGUUAACGGAGGACGACUUCAUCGAAGACGAGCCGGAUAACCCAAGCGACUACCCACCGGACGAGAUCCAUGUUCAGUUCUUCCUGCAAUACGUCAAGCUCUGCGAAAUCAUGGGCCUGGUCCUCUCUCAGCAGUAUUCUGUUGCCUCCAAGGGCAAGGGGAAAAACGCCAUUGAUCUGACACACAGUGAUAUGGCUCUUGCCGACUGGCUUCAGAACUGCCCAAAGAUUGUCUACUGGGAGAUGCGGAACCACCAUUUCUGGUCUGCAUUGCUUCAUUCAAAUUACUACACCACUCUAUGCCUCCUGCACAGAGCACACAUGCCACCGAGUGGAUCCCACAGAUGGCCUGAUGACUCGCCCUACCCCUCGCGUAACAUUGCGUUCCAGGCGGCAGCUAUGAUCACCUCUAUUAUCGAGAAUCUCCAGUCCAACCAUCAGCUACGGUAUUGCCCUGCGUACAUUGUCUACAGUCUCUUCUCUGCGCUCAUCAUGCACGUAUAUCAGAUGAGGUCGCCAGUUGCCUCCAUCCAGCAAGUUACGCAAACCAGAAUACGCACAUGCAUGGCCGCCCUGAAAGACGUUUCCAAGGUUUGGCUUGUGGGCAAGAUGGUGUUUACUCUUUUCGAGUCUAUUCUCGGCAAUAAGGUCCUUGAAGAAAGGCUUCAGAAGGCGGCAGGUAAGAGACAUCGCCGGAUGCAGCAAGGUCUCUCUCAGCUAGAACAAUAUCGCCAGCACCAGCAGCUUCAACAACAGCAACAACAACAACAACAACAGCAGCAGCAGCAGCAGCAGCAGCAGCAGCAACACCAGCACCAGCAGCAACAGCAGCAACGUGUACACGAUCAGAAGCGUAAAUACGACGAAAUGGCCAUUGAUUUCAGCGUUAACACUCCCCAGCCCCAAGAAUCUUACGAGCGUUCAAGGCCACAAACACCAAGUUUGACAACCAAGACGGAGACGACGCCCAGCACGAUGCCGCCACCUGUCACGUCACCCAAUAACCAGAACGGUCAUCGUCCUCCGCACGAUGCGUUUAUGGGCGGAACGGCUUCGAGGCCGCACACUCGGCCAGCGACGCCUUUCAACCCAUCCUUCUCGGUUCCAGCCACUCCACCAGAUCUAUACUUGGUGACGAGAAAUUCACCCAACCUUUCACAAAACAUCUGGGAGAACUUUCAGCCCGACCAGCUCUUCCCAGAAAGUACCAACAUGCCCCUCUUCCCUCACCUGUCACCUACCCAACAGCAUUCCGGUCUGGACCCCAACAUGAUGCAUAUGCCAAGCGGGCUUUCCAAUCAACCCAUUGAGUAUACACAGGGCGUUAAGCGCAACCUGGCUGGCAGUCCGUUGCCCACCAACCCCAACAACAAUAAUAAUGGCAAUGGGUUGCUUCAUCCUGGCGGCAUGCCAGGGCAGGGCCAAGGCCAACAGGGAGGAUAUGGAAAUAAUCAGUCUAAUAGCUUCUGGAACGCCAGCUUUGAUGGGCAGAUAGGCGGCGGUGGAGCGAAUGACGGGCAUAGCCCGAGUGACAGUUGGAGUAAUAGCUCGGUGCAUGGACAGUCUGUUCCGUCGACGCUUAAUGUUGAGGACUGGUUCCAAUUCUUUGGAAUUAAUAGUGAUCCGUCGCAGGGAUACAUGAAUCUUGACAUCCCGGAACUGAUGAGGCAGUUGUAAUCGUAUCGAUCCCAGCCCAUAAGAGUUGAUGUUGGCAUAUGAUGAGACUAUGGUAGCUAUCAGUCUCAAAAUGAAUGAUGUGGUGCAGAACUGUAUAAGGCCUAGGCUGGCGACUGUGGUCACUGUAUCCUUUCGCAUUUCAGCACUCAUACAAGCAGUUUUAGGAGGCAUUGGCAGGAAAACUCAACUAGUACAUCGAAGUACUCUUUUAUUGGAUAUGUUGAAAACAUGU